This is a messenger RNA of Zingiber officinale, 1463 nucleotides long. RefSeq names its product fatty acid desaturase DES3-like. Gene Ontology annotation, molecular function: oxidoreductase activity, acting on paired donors, with oxidation of a pair of donors resulting in the reduction of molecular oxygen to two molecules of water. Bases 146 to 1273 code for a protein of 375 amino acids. The record is from RefSeq and is a predicted model, not a curated record. Lineage: Eukaryota; Viridiplantae; Streptophyta; Magnoliopsida; Zingiberales; Zingiberaceae. The transcript has 8 exons. Gene Ontology annotation, biological process: lipid metabolic process.
CCCACGACGGUCGUUAAAUGCCUUCGCCCGUCGGCGCACCACUGACCACCCCCGAUUCGCUCCUCGCCAUCGCCGCGGCAGCCAACCGGAUCUUGGACUCCUCCUCCUCUGCACGCCCAUCGCCUCCGCCGAGCCGACGAGCAGCAUGUCCGAGAAGCGCGAAGCGAAGGGGGUCGCGGGGCGAGGGGAUUUCGAGCCCGGGAAGCCUCCGCCGUUCCGGAUCGGCGACAUCCGGGCCGCCAUUCCUGGGCAUUGUUGGGUGAGGGAUCCGUGGCGAUCGAUGAGCUAUGUCCUCCGCGACGCCGUUGUCAUCGCCGCUCUCGCGUUCUGCGCCGCCUACCUCGAUAGCUGGGCCUUCUGGCCGCUCUAUUGGUUCGCCCAGGGAACCAUGUUCUGGGCCGUCUUCGUUCUCGGCCACGAUUGUGGCCAUGGAAGUUUCUCCGACAUCCCGUGGCUCAACAACGUGGUGGGACAUUUGCUUCACUCCAGCAUUCUCGUGCCAUACCAUGGAUGGAGGAUUAGCCACAAGACUCAUCACCAGAACCAUGGGAAUGUGGACAAGGAUGAAUCUUGGCACCCGUUACCUGAGAAGGUCUACAGGGAAUUGAAUUCGACUAGCAAAAAGAUGCGGUUUACUGUACCAUUUCCCUUGUUUGCUUUCCCUGUAUACUUGAUGAGGAGGACCCCUGGAAGGGAGGAAGGCUCCCAUUUCCUACCGAGCAGCGGCUUGUUUGAUCCCAAAGAUGAACUAGACGUAGUGGUAUCUACCACAUGCUGGUCAGCCAUGGUUUCCUUGCUUGUGUGUCUAUCCUGGGUAUAUGGCCCCCUUCCGGUGCUCAAAUUGUAUGGCCUACCAUAUUUGGUCUUUGUUAUGUGGCUAGAUUUGGUCACUUAUUUGCACCAUCAUGGCCACAGCGAGAAGCUCCCCUGGUACCGUGGCAACGAAUGGAGCUACCUGCGAGGAGGAUUAACAACCAUUGACAGGGACUACGGUUGGAUCAAUAACAUCCACCAUGACAUUGGAACUCAUGUCGUACACCACCUCUUUCCCCAGAUCCCACAUUACAAUCUAAUUGAAGCAACAAAGGCUGCAAAGCCUGUGCUCGGUGAGUUCUACCGAGAACCCGAGAAGUCUGGGCCUCUUCCUCUGCAUCUCUUGGGGGUCCUACUGAGAAGCUUGAGAAUGGAUCACUUUGUUAGCGACGAGGGGGACGUUGUCUUCUACCAAACUGACCCUCAUCUGCUCAGUGGCAAGAAACACAAAUCCAUGUGAAGAGGAAAAAAAAGAAGACAAACAUCAAUCUGAAAUUAUAGUCUGGUGAUAUGGAACAGCACAAGACUCAUCUGGCAUCAGAUGUAUCCUCAUUCUUCAUUCUUUUUGAUACGGGAUUAGUUGAAUCAUGUACCCUUUUUCCAAUAAUUAUUUUGACAGUUUUGAAAUGACAAAUAGAUUUUCACUCGAA